Messenger RNA from Lingula anatina, 817 nucleotides. RefSeq lists its product as uncharacterized. The record is from RefSeq and is a predicted model, not a curated record. NCBI's taxonomy places the organism in Eukaryota, Metazoa, Brachiopoda, Lingulata, Lingulida, Lingulidae. Gene Ontology annotation, molecular function: delta(3)-delta(2)-enoyl-CoA isomerase activity. Gene Ontology annotation, biological process: fatty acid beta-oxidation. Gene Ontology annotation, cellular component: peroxisome.
CAACAGCACCGCGGCUGCGGUAGUUACAUCCUCUUGCGUCACAGCCCCCUGCAGCGCCUGGUGGACAUAUGAUGAACAAAAACAAAUCCAACAUCCAAGCGCUGAUAACUACAGGAAAGGAUAAGUUUUAUAGCAAUGGGCUAGACCUGGAGUGGCUGGGCGGUUCAGGGGCAAAAGAUCGGGAGGCAUUCAUGAGUGCAUUUAAUGUCCUGUGUGUGCGAAUCCUCACAUUCCCCAUGCCCACUAUAGCAGCUUUGAAUGGCCACGCCUUUGCCGGGGGCGCCAUGCUUGCCUUGUGCCACGACUACCGUGUGAUGAGGACGGGAAGAGGGUGGAUUUGUCUUAAUGAAAUAGACCUCAAGAUGAGAUUUACAAGAUUCAUGUUGAACCUAAUACAGUCAAAGGUGAAGUCCUCCAUCGUUGAGACGGACAUGCUGGUCAUGGGCAAACGCUUCGCAGCAGACGACGCUCUCACCGCAGGUCUAGUCACACUAAUAACAGGUCCUGAUCAACUAAUAGAGAAAUCAGCGGGGUUAGCCGAGCUAGUGAUCGGAGCUAAUGGUUAUGACAGGGGUGCUAUGAAAGACAUGAAAAGGGACGUGUACGCGCGUGUGGUAGCACUAGAGCAAAUGCUUAGAGGAAAGGACGCUGCUGCAAAACUUGAUCUCUCUGACCUUAUAUCUAAGUUGUAGGCCGCAUUUACAAUCAAAUUCGGCCAAUAGAGUCCAAGUCACGUCGUAUGGCUAUGGCUUGCACAGUGGCAUUUUUACUAGCAAAUUUGUAAUGGGGCUCUUAGGAUAAAAAAAAAUCACUUGGG